AGUGCCUAUAAUUUAGUAAGCCAGACACGAGUUUCGUCUACAUAAGACUCAUCAGUGACGCUUAUAUCAAAAUAUUCAUGAAGCCAAAUUUAAAGUGCUCCAAACAAGGAGGAUUAAACACAAGUUUAAUCAAAUUCAAACUCGUCAACAUUUGUUUCGUUCCCCUAGUCACAUAAAGUACCAUGGCACUUACGGAAAAACAAGUUCAAAAGUUUAUGGAAGAUGGCUAUCUCCUUAUUGAGAAUUUCAUCACAGAUACAGAGGCAGAUAUUAUUCGGAAGGAAUGUGGUAAAGUUGUAGAUGACAUGAAUCCAGAUGAACACAACACAGUAUUUACAACACUUGAAAUGAAAAGGACAUCAGAUGAUUACUUCCUGAAUAGUGGUGACAAAAUAAGAUUCUUUUUUGAAGAUGGAGCUAGAGAUGAACAAGGAAAAUUAAAAGUAGAGAAACAGCUUUCACUGAAUAAAAUUGGUCAUGCAUUACAUGUACUGAAUCCAGUUUUUAAGAAGUUGACAUUUGAUGAAAGAAUAAAGGCAAUAGCCAAAUCAAUCAGUCUUGUUGAUCCUGUUGUAUGUCAGAGUAUGUAUAUUUUCAAGCAACCAGGAAUAGGAGGAGAAGUUAUCCCACAUCAAGAUGCCACCUUUCUUCACACUGAUCCUAUGAAGUUAUUUGGAAUCUGGAUAGCAUUGGAAGAUGCCAAGGAAGAAAAUGGAUGUUUAUAUUUUAUUCCUGGAUCUCAUAAAAGUGGUAUCUAUGGCAACAGAAGGAUGAUUAGAAACCCUGAUAAGAGUGAAGGUCAGCCUACGUGUACAUUCAGAGGUGAAGUAGAAAAGUUUGAUGACAACAAGUGGGUACCAGCACCAGUGAACAAAGGUGGUCUUGUACUGAUACAUGGUGAGGUGGUUCAUAAAAGUGAAAAGAAUACAUCAAAUCAGUCACGCAAUAUCUACACCUUUCAUGUGUAUGACCAAAAAAAUACAAAGUAUUCAUGGGAAAAUUGGCUACAACCAUCUGAAGCAGUACCAUUCACACCCCUGUAUGCCACGUCUCCUGAAUGAUGGUUGUUACUUACAAAAGGUGAUUCAAAUGGACAUGUGAUAUAGACAGAUAUUCAGAUUAAUAUCUUAGAUUGUCUCAUCCUGACACCAAGUCAAACUAACUCUAUGAUGAUUAUGUGUUACUGAAUUUGCAGAUAGGAUUCCAAUGCUUUUAUAAUUAUUAGUUGAAAUCAGUUAAAUGAAAUAUAAUACAAAGAAAUAUAUUCUAGAUUAAUUUUAUAUUGAUGCAAUCAGAACUGAAAACUGUCUGUAUUUUAUUGAUUGUUAAUAUCUAUUGAUUCAGUUAUAAUUUAUAUGUUUAAAUAUAA
Mytilus trossulus (common blue mussel) is the source of this 1369-nucleotide messenger RNA. RefSeq names its product phytanoyl-CoA dioxygenase domain-containing protein 1-like. The coding region runs from base 183 to 1061 and encodes 292 amino acids. The record is from RefSeq and is a predicted model, not a curated record. Lineage: Eukaryota; Metazoa; Mollusca; Bivalvia; Mytilida; Mytilidae. The transcript has 11 exons.